Molecule: messenger RNA, 5507 nt
Organism: Astyanax mexicanus (Mexican tetra)
Lineage: Eukaryota; Metazoa; Chordata; Actinopteri; Characiformes; Acestrorhamphidae
Gene: pkn2b
Product: protein kinase N2b
Exons: 22
Coding region: 744-3701 (985 amino acids)
Biological process (GO): protein phosphorylation; signal transduction
Molecular function (GO): small GTPase binding; protein serine/threonine kinase activity; ATP binding
Source: RefSeq, a predicted model, not a curated record
UCCUGCCCCGCCAACAACUGCACCCCCAGGCAGCACACACGCGGGUCACGUGACCCAGCCGCCCGGAGCCAGCGGAGGAGCAGCAGCAGCAGCAGCGCGAGCGCAGGCAGGACAGCCCGACCGUUAAAAAUACAAACAUUUAAAUUUAAAAAUUAAAAUAACGGCCGUGGCUCUGCGCUCGAGUUUCUCCUUCAGCUUUCUGGGUUCUUCAGUAGGAUUUUUCUGUUUGUUUCACUCGAGUUUUCCUCAAACUGGAAGAACUGACAAACUAACUUUAAUCCAGGCGCCGUCAUGGAUCCCGGGGAGUUCAGCCCGAGCGAUGGGAACGUCUUGGAGCGGAUUUCGGACUGAUUUUAGGUCAAUGUAAAGUUUAAGGGACUGUCUACAGACAUAGUUCAGCUUCAGCUGGAUCCUCUGAAGGCUUUUAAUGAACUGUUUCUGGAUAAACAGGACAGCUGUCGAGAGGAGAAUAUUGGGAACAGUGGGAGAAGUGGUGGAGUCCACUUCGCCUCCUCCUGGCUCUGCUUUCCCGAUGUUUUACCGUUUCCUUUCGGGAUAAAAAAACGCAAACCUUUGUUGGAAGUGUGCAGUUUUCUCUUCAGAUGCUUUACUGACUGGUUUCACUGGGAAUAAAGAGAUAUAACACCAGGAAAAGAGCUGGAGUUGGACUGGAGCAGUGCAGCCCCUGUUCGCUCUCCCGAGUUUGAUUCAAAAGUUAGUUAGCAGUUAGCUAAGGGGGCAAGAUGGCGGCCGAUUCCGUUCAGGGUGAUGCUCGUAGCCACAUGGUGUCGGACCGCCUGGGCCUGGGCCACAACCUGGACCUGUCGGACACCAUGGUCCAGCAGAAGCUAGACGAGAUAAAAGAUCAGAUCAAACGGGAGAUUCGCAAGGAGCUGAAGAUUAAGGAAGGUGCAGAGAACCUGCGGAAAGUUACCACAGAUAAGAAGAGCCUGGCGUAUGUGGACAAUAUGCUGAAGAAGUCCAGUAAGAAGGUGGAGGAGCUGCACCAGGAGCUUCAGGAGCUGAAUGCCCACAUAGUUGUGAAGGACCCAGAUGAGCUUUUAGUUUCUGAGUGUCCUUUGACCCCAGACACCCCCAGCAGUGAGACUCGGACUUGCACCAACAGCAGCCGCCUGGCAGCACUGAAGAAACAGAAUGACAUUGAGCUGAAAGUCAAACAGGGAGCGGAGAACAUGAUACAGAUGUACUCCAACGGCUCGUACAAGGAUCGCAAGCUGCUUGCCAUGGCCCAGCAAAUGCUCCAGGACAGCAAGACAAAAAUAGAGUUCAUCAGGAUGCAGAUCCUUAAAGCUAGCCAGACCAACGAGGUGACUUACGAGAACAAUGACGUGCCUGCAAACAAGUCCAUUAUCAGUCCGCUGGACCUGCGGUUGGAGGAGCUGCGUCAUCACUUCAGGAUUGAAUCUGCUGUGGCAGAGGGAGCCAAGAAUGUGAUGAAGCUGCUGGGUUCGGGGAAGGUGACUGAAAAGAAAGCCCAUUCAGAGGCACAGGCACGUUUUAACGAAUCUAGCCAGAAGCUGGACCUGCUGAAGUUCUCCCUGGAGCAGAGGCUAAGCGAGCUGCCCAAGAACCACCCGAAGGCCAGUGUGAUCUCAGAGGAGCUGGCCAUGGUGGCCUCCCCUCCUCAAAGCCCACGGCAAAGCAUAAUCUCCUCACAAAACCAGUACAGCACUGUGGCCAAACCUGCUGCCCUUACCGGGACGUUAGAAGUAAGACUCAUGGGCUGUCAGGACCUGCUGGAAAAUGUUCCCGGCCGGUCUAAAGCAGCGUCUGUCUCCCUGCCUGGCUGGAGCCCCAGCGAAACACGCUCCUCCUUCAUGAGCCGAACAAACAAGAACAGAGCCGGCAGCAGCAGAAAUCUCUCCAAAGCAGAUGAGCUGUCCAAUGAGAUCAGUGCAGUUCUGAAACUGGACAACACAGUGGUGGGGCAGACUACCUGGAAGCCAGUCAGCAACCAGUCCUGGGACCAGAAGUUCACACUGGAGCUUGAUCGGUCUCGAGAGUUGGAGAUAUCUGUGUACUGGAGAGACUAUCGCUCUCUGUGCGCUGUGAAGUUUCUGCGGCUGGAGGACUUCCUGGAUAACCAGCGGCAUGGCAUGUGCCUCUACUUGGAGCCACAAGGAAAAUUGUUUGCUGAGGUUACAUUUUUCAAUCCAGUUAUCGAAAGACGACCAAAACUACAAAGGCAGAAGAAAAUCUUCUCAAAACAGCAAGGUAAAACAUUUUUGCGGGCCCCUCAGAUGAACAUAAAUAUUGCCACAUGGGGUCGUUUGGUAAGGAGAGCCAUUCCAUCUGUCAACAACUCCUUCAGUCCCCCGGUGGCAGAGCUGGGGUCAGCUCUGAGUCCUGAACCUGGAGCAAUCGGUCACCCAGACUCACCGCCUCUGUCCAGUGACCCGACCGUGACCAAAUUAGACUUUGACAAAGGAGCCACUCCUCCUUCAAACCGGCACUCAAACUCUGUGGAACUAGAAGAAGAACUGCCAACAAAGGACAAAGUCCCAGAUGGAAGGGAAGUGCAGGAUGCGUUAGCCACCUUUGACUUCCUGAACGACAGUCGCAACAGUGCAGUGACCAAACCGGACUACGACAGUUUGGUGGUAGAUGAUGUUCAGCAACCUGUCCUGGAGCUGAGCAGUCAAGAGAUAACUGAGAAAAGGGAAGAACCGGAGAUCCAGUUCAGUAUUAGAGACUUUAAGUGUGUGGCAGUUCUGGGUCGUGGACACUUUGGAAAGGUCUUACUGGCGGAGUACAGGAGCACUGGAGAAAUGUUCGCCAUCAAAGCUCUGAAAAAAGGGGAUAUUGUGGCUCGGGAUGAAGUUGACAGUCUUAUGUGUGAGAAGAGGAUCUUUGAGACGGUGAACAGCGUCCGGCACCCAUUCCUGGUCAAUCUCUUCGCCUGCUUCCAGACCAAGGAGCAUGUGUGCUUUGUGAUGGAGUAUGCUGCUGGAGGGGAUCUGAUGAUGCACAUCCAUGCUGAUGUGUUCUCAGAGCCACGGGCUGUUUUCUAUGCUGCCUGUGUAGUACUAGGCCUGCAGUUCCUGCAUGAGCAUAAAAUUGUGUACAGGGACUUGAAGCUUGAUAACCUGUUGCUGGAUACUGAAGGAUAUGUUAAAAUUGCCGACUUUGGUCUCUGCAAAGAAGGAAUGGGUUAUCAAGAUCGUACUAGCACAUUCUGCGGCACUCCCGAGUUUCUUGCUCCUGAAGUCCUGACGGAAACCUCGUACACGCGGGCAGUGGACUGGUGGGGGCUGGGCGUGCUCAUAUUUGAGAUGCUGGUUGGAGAGUCCCCGUUUCCAGGUGAUGAUGAAGAGGAGGUGUUUGAUAGCAUUGUAAACGAUGAAGUUCGUUACCCGCGAUUUCUGUCUACAGAGGCCAUAUCCAUAAUGAGACGGCUGUUGAGGAGAAAUCCGGAUAGGCGUCUUGGUGCAGGAGAGCGAGAUGCUGAAGAAGUGAAGAAGCAUCCAUUUUUAAGAAAUGUGGACUGGGGUGCGCUGCUUGCUAAGAAGAUCCAGCCACCGUUCGUCCCGACCAUUAAAGGCAGAGAGGAUGUCAGUAACUUUGACGAUGAGUUCACCUCCGAAGCACCAAUACUGACCCCACCUCGGGAGCCCAGGGUUCUGACAGCCAAUGAACAGGAGCUUUUUACAGACUUUGACUACAUAGCUGACUGGUGUUAGUUGGUUUAGCCCCUCCCCCUGACCAUCACAGCCCUUUUGCCCACAUGUGUCCAAUACUGUGAACCAAACCAAACAACCAACAUCCACUGCCAGAGCAAGCAAGCGACUCGAGGACCUCUUGGGCACUCUUCGAGGAAACACUACAUAAUUUUCUUCCCAAUUUAUUCUAGCUAAUUCUUCCCCCAUUGGUUUUAAUAAUUUUUGAGUCUGGACAAGCGUAUGCCUUCUCCGAAACAUGUGAAAUCAAACUCUGCCUCUUUUCUAACUGCAGCCAAUCAAUCAUUAGCCUUUCACAACACAGUCUGUGGAAAGUGCCAGAUCCCCAGCUCUGAUGCAUCCGAUAACAGUCGCCUGUGCUGACAAGCUUCACAAUGGUAUUAAUGAUUGGAGAGAGCAUGGCCAAUUUUACUCUCUCAGACUUCGGCUACUGAUGGCGAAGGAGUAUUACCCAGGAUUUGAGCUCUGCUGAGCCGCUCAGAGCCCCCUGAAUUCUUCAUCAACUAAAAUAGUUCAAGGAGAUUUAGUUUUUUUUUUAUUUUAUUUUCUGUUUUUGACGUCAGAGCACUGGGAUUUUUGAUAAGUGGGCUCUCCUUUAAGAGCUCACCUCUUGAACAGGUUCGAUGAAGUCUUCUCUCUUCCCUUUUUUACUAGCUAAUCAUAGAAGAACACUUUUUGAAACACUCUUUGCCACAGUGUGUGUUCUCAAGGCUGAAAUGUACUUGUUAUCUGAAACACGAGAAAAAGUUAUUGAAUCCAGACAAGCAGCACAUUCAUUGCUAAAUUACUGCAGUUACGUCAGGCUGCACAAGCUCAGACAAUCUCCACCCCCGCAAACUAAAGACUCGUCCCACUUAAGAACACUAUCUUUUGAUCCAUGUAUUUAUUUAGUCUUUUCUCCCCACAAUGCCUUAAAUUCUUAACAGAUAGUGAGCGAGCUUCCAGACAAGAGUAACUGUCAGGUACUGAAAACUUACCAAAACAGGCUGCCAAACUGGCUUCGUCUCAUCCUUGACUUUGUCUUUUUGGAUGAGUUUGAUGAGUUCCUUGGCCAAGAACAUACAGUUGGACUUGAAAGAUUAAAGAGAUUGUGCUAUUAAUUUUUCAUCUUUGGUGGUUUUCAGACUUUAAAUAUUUUAAUAUUUCUCUUUAAACAUCAUUGUACUCCCAUCAUUGACAAGCAAACAAAUGUAAGUUAUAGUUUUAUACUAUAUAUAUUUUAGGAUAUUAUUAGGAUCUUGGAUCUGCUGUAUGGUAUGCAUAUGUGUGAUCUUUUUUUUUUUAACAUAUGAAUUGUGUAUGGUUAUCAUUGGAGAGGGCAGCUCAAAUGUGAGAGCAAUCAUACUUCAACUUCUCAAAUGGAAUGUAAAAAUGUAUAUUCAUAAAACAAAAAUGUAUAUUUUUUGGCACGUGGAUAUGCCAAAGCGAGACUGUGUAUUUUUAAUAGUCAUUUUUUAAAAGGUAUUUGUUCAUAGUGUGUGACUCUUCUAGGAUCUGGUCAGUCGGUUGAGCCAUUUCUUGGCUCUUUGUGUGUUCGCACGCCAACAGCACAGCAAGCGAUACCAUGGAGGAGUGAUCAUGUAUUAAACAAAUUGGGAAGUUGACGUUUGGGAAUUCCUAAGGGUUUGAUGAGGAUGAAUCCCAUGCAAAAAUGGAAUCCAGCUCUUCCCUGAACUGCUGGCAUGCAGAAGACUGUCCUGCACCACCUCCACCCUCUACCCCUCCAUCAGAAGAAGCUCUUAUGGACUCUCGCCAACAACUUCACUCAGUGUAUCACCAAACCUCUUUCAAAUACACUCUGUACACACA